AUGUUCGCGUCCUUCUCUCUGCCCAUGAGAGCGGAGCGCAGCCGGAAUAAGGAGCGGCUGGAGGCCAGCCUGGCCGGCCUGUGCGAGCUGGAGCUGCUCAAACAGAGGCAGGAGGCCCGGGUGCUGAGUGCCCUUUGCCUCGGGGACUCCUCGGGUCCUGGGCGGCCGCCUUGGGGAGCUCUGCGGUCUGCACGAUGCGCUCUGGACGCACCAAGAGGCGACGCAGCGGAUGAGCAACAUGUAAGUUGUGUUUCUGUGAGGAUGUUUCUUUGUGUUACAGAAACAGACUUUACAGAGGCGUGAGGUGUGUUUCAAAACUUUGCAUAUGAAGGGCGUCAGUGUGAUCCCGUUUGUCUGCAGCAGAAAGAGAAUGGAUCAGUUCACAUCAACCUCUUACUUUGAGACUUUGAGGGAUCUAAUGUGUUUUAGUGUGAAAUAGCUUAUUGUCAGCAGUCUCUUCUGUCAUCUCGCUGUGGUAACUUCAUGAUUAGAGGCUCUGAGUGUGUGUGUGUAUACCAUAGAGGAGACCAUAAGUCUGUCAUUGACCUCAGAGUGAAGUUAUGAAAAUGCCCCUGUUACCAUUUAAGGGCAGACCUGGUGGAGCUCUUUGUCUCAGCUGAACGGGAUGGAUUCAGCAGACAUCUCUGGGGUUUGGAUACAGAACAGUCUGACUGUGAUGAGUGGUAGAACUGAGGUCACUGGGCUUCAUGGAGACUGGUCUAGACUGCAUCAGACCCUGUGGGACUCUUUGAAGUGGAGUCCAACAUCAGAUUCAGACUUUUCACGUUCACCGAGUGUCUCUGUUUGGUUUAGAAACUGGCGGUGAGGUUGGUUUGAUGUCCUGAGCUGAUCAUGGUGAGGGUUUUAAGAGACCUCAAAUGAAAAGUACAGAACACCUAAUCACACAGUUCAUGAGCAUAACAUCAGCAUGCCAUGUAGGGGAGUCCUCCCCAGCUUUUUCAGACCCCUAUCUGAUGUUUUUAAAAGAUUGGAUAUCUACCAAUACCGAGUCCAGAGCCAAUAUUUGUAGUUGCCAGGGUAACAGAGCUAUACUUGUUGCAUGUGAUUAAAGCUCCCAUGAGGAGUUUUCAGCUGGAUUCAAAACACACUGAAACUGAAAGUGAUGUCUUUUAAUGACUUCCAAAAUCAAACAUGACCAUCAGCAACAAGAAAAACAACUCUGUGUGUGUGUGUGUGUGUGUGUGUGUGUGUGUGUGUGUGUAAGCAGCGAGGGGGUAUGUAUUCGAUAUUGACAGCACACUGUAGACCACCUCUUUUCUAAAUGUUCACAGCAGCUAUUCACAGUGAGGGGUAUAUUGAACUGCUUCAAGGGACCAGGAUGAAGUUUUUGUCACAAAGAAGAAACUCAUGUGUGCAGGACAAGAUCUUUAAGGAGAUAAGAUCCUAACUAUGUCCACAGAAGGCACCGAAAUUAACCGACACAAAAAAUCCCUCACAGGAGCUUCGAUUGGUGGUGAAAAGGCACAUCAUUCACUAGACUUGUCUUUGUAUUGAGGAUUCACUAAUGUAAUCAAGUGGAUCAAACUGGAGGCAAGGUUGAAGCUUAAGCUCCCUGGUCGGUGGUCCUCUCUAAGGAAAGGAUGCAUUUCAGGACUGUUAGGGCAGGGAUCACACCAGCUGUAGCUGCAGUCUCUGCAUUCACAACCCACGUCAGCUCCUAAAUCCUUGACGGCCUUCUCUACCAGUCCCAAUUGGUCGGCAGUUAGUGAAGGGUAUAGAGUUGCAGGGUUAAAUGUAUGCUGUUGAACAUAGCUGUAGUAUUGUAAGUGGCUGUUGGACUCUUUUAACUUUUUAGUUUCAAAUAUUUUUUUUUAUCAAUUAUAUUUUAGCCACAAGGUAGCUACUGUCAUGUAGAGUCAGCAUUCAUGCAUUUUGAACCACUUGACUAAAAUCCUCAUUUAUUAUUAUUUUUUAGGGAAAUCAAGAAUGGUCAGGUACAAAAAGUUACUCACAGGUUUAUGUUCCACCGCAUACUGAACGUGCCUGUGCUGCAGCAAGGACUUAGCAGGAGGAAAAUGGUGCAAUCACCAUGAACUAAAUGCCCUUGAUGAUCCGUUCGGGACAGCUGAUGCAGGAUGAUGGGCUCAAGUUGCUGGUCCCCCGGUUGGGAAUUACUUCAGGACAUCCCUAAAGUCUUAAGAUGCACAGAAUUAAAGCACUGGUAUAUUUUUAGUGUACAUCACUAAAUCAGGUGACUGUGUGGUCUGAGGCAAGUUUUCUCAGUGGGACUGUUGAGUCUGUUUUAUCUUAUCUCAUCUCUUUAUGCACACAGCAACAGAAUGAGACUUUGCUGCAUCCUGGCUGCUUUACAUGACAAACAAAAAAGUAAGAAAUGUUUGUUGACAGAGUCUGCGUUUCCCAGAGAAAUGAUAAUUACUGUAUGAACCUUUGGAGCAGAUAAUGAAACUGUGCUGCCCUUUUUCUGACUUUGCUGAUUAAGGCAGAAUGAUUUGACAAUAAUCUCAUUGGAUUCUUUCUUGGAUUGGAUUCUUUAACCAAUCCUGCAAAAGCAGUUAUGACUGUAAGUCAUGUAAUGUGAGUGAGUGAGUGUGAUACAAGGCCACCACUGUCACACACUCUAACAUUCUCCCUUACACACCGUGAAACUCACACUCUCACUCAUAAACGGUCUCCUUCUCUUUCUCUCUCACACAUGCACUCAAGGUAUUAACUUACCAUUUUCAAUAUGUAAUCUGUGCCUUAAACACUGGAGUCUGGUCUUUUCAUUAAACCUCCAUCCCUCUGUUUGAUUCAUGUCUGUUGCAGUAAGGAAAAUCUCCUGUUUCCACCCCUGCAAAUUUGAGUUACCCUCAAAUAAGUUAUACUGAUAACAUUUCCAUCCAGUCAAGUGGCGUUUGGCUGACUUGACACACGAGGUGUUGGCAUUUUAGUGUUCUAACUAUUAUGGCUUUGUGUGUAAGAAUAAAAGCAAAGGUAGCAAGGAAGGUUCUGCACAAAACCUGAGGCUUAACAGCAUUUUCUUUUUCAAAAGCCAGAGUCUCACACAAUCAAAGUACUGUUCCUCUUUGUCACAAAAGUUUACAUGGUGUCAGGUUAUGUCAAGCCUAAAGCCAUUGUGCUACAGGUCAAAGCAUGGCGUGCUAAGUUGAUGCUUCCUAUUUUAGCCGGCUGCUGUUCUACUCUUGCUUGUAAGUCAUGUGAUGUGUUUUAUCACGUUUUAUUGUUAUCACAAAUGCAAUUAACCGUCAAGCUCUGUUGCUGGCGCAGGUAGGGGUUAGAAACAGGACGCUGUGUUUGAAAUAAGGGCGUCACCAUGUUUGCGUUCUUCACAUGUUGAAUAAGACAAAGACAUGAUGAUACUCUGCAAACUCUGGCCCAGUUUUGUGAAACAAAUGACUGAGAUAAGGCUUGGUUUUCUCUGGGAUCCCUCCAGCUCCUCUCCCUGAGUUUGAGCCUGCAGGGUUUGUGCACUGUGGGGAUGAUCUGACCCCUCCCCGGUGACUGAGAUAGAGAGCAAUGCAGGCCCGUCUGCAUGAAGGAUCACGAGUACACCAUCAGGCUUUACUCAGACUGGAACAUGAGGCAGCUCACUGAGUGGCCAGUGAAGAGCUCCAAGACAAAGAAACUAUGGAAACAACAACAUACUGUAGAGGAAAACAAGCAGCCGGACUCUAUCAGUGCUGAGGAAUCCUCAUCCUAAUCACUGGUCAUCUGUCAGAGAGUUACAAAGAUCUACUGAGCAUAAAGCAUUUACUUCAUGAAGUACAAGAAUGUAGUAAUUGAGUGUACUCAAGACCCACACGUGCCCCAGUCUCUGUCUCACUCUGAGCCUCAUGCUGCAGCAUUAAGGUGUCUGCACAGCUGCAGGGCUGUUGACAGAUGGAUGCUUGAAAUAGCAGGAGGGACAGUAGGAUACCAGCAGUGUUUAUGAACAACAGUGAUCAGAUAAAGGGUUAAACUGUCUCAAAUUCAACAGAGAGACCCUCUGAAAAAACAGACUGACUGAUUUAGAAGAUAAAAACAACUGAAGCUCACGAUCGUAUGUAGAUCUGUAUCAGAUGGACUUUGUAAAUUGGCAAUAAUUUAUAAUCCAAGAACAUGUUUGUUCAUUAUUAAAUGACUUUAAAUGGCCUGUUCAGCCCUGUUUAGCUAUGACCACAGACUCUUUACAGACUUGAGAAAAAAUAAAACGAUUUACUGUCAGUGAUUAAAUUUGUCUAGAUGGUUAAGUACGGUAGUAUAGAAUAAUCCACAACAAUAGUCAGAAAUACAUGUGAAGUGACCGAAGAGCCUACAGAGUUAAGAGUUGGUCAGUAAUAAAGAAAAAGAGAAAUAUGAAAGGAGUUACAGUCAUGUUGAUGUGAGAGAAGUAUAUCUAUUAUGUGAAAUUUCUAUGUUUUGAAAAUUAGAAGAAGAAUCUGUGUUGUUGGUCAAGUAUGGGUGCACAAAUAAUGCAUUUAUACUUUGCUUGGUACAUACAAAAAUAGAAAAGUAUAACACUAGCAUGUUAAUGACAUUAGUCACACCGACUGCAGUUAGGACAACAACAGUGCAAGGGCAAAUGGAGCAAAGGAUGCUUGAUAAUGAAAAAGGAAAUACACAAACAUCUGUAAGAGCUCUUAGAUGACCAACUUUUGAAACAGCGGUUCAUAUUUCAUAGUUAACUAUCUGUUAGUCCUAAUGUAACCAACAAGAUAAUAAAAUAAAACAAAUUAAAAUAAAAUGAAUAUUUCACCUGUGCUGUCUAUCUAUGUUAUGAUGGGAUGGUCUGUUGAGUAGUGCCUAUACUGACAGUGGUACACUGCCCUACUUCACUGUAAUUAACAUAAAAAUAUUUUACUGUUUAAAGUUUUAAGGUAUUUAUUUCCUCUGAGUGUUUGUUGACCAGGGGUAGGUACGAUCACUUAAUGAAUCUUUUUGUCAGGUUGAAGUUGCUAGGCAACCUGUGGAGACUCAAGGAUCACUGCACUCUGAUAAAAUAAUCCAGAUGUUAAAAGCUUUUAAAGAUUACAGCCUCGAUCACACAGCCUGGACCAGGAUGUGAAAGGUCAGAGGGGUCUAUGAGCUGACGAAGGCGUCUCACUGGUGUCUGUGAUUUAUGUUAUACAUUUGUUCAUGAUACUGUUGUCCUCAUUGCCCCUUUAAGUCUGUUCACAGUAUUCUCCCUGUGAGGUUGUUGACGGUCCCUUACAGUAUCUGGAGGCUGUUCCUUUAGGGCAGAUGAGGAAAACACCUGGUUUAUCCAGGUGAGUCUGAGUCCAGUAAAAGUUCAUUUCCAUUAGCCUACUGUGGAUUAUAAGAGUUACUGCAGAGCAACCAUGUUAACUUCACUGCAGGACUGUAAAUCUCAGUGUAGGUCAGAGAACAGGUGGUCAUGGAAAUAAAGUUACUUUAAGUGUUUUUUGGAAAAAUUUUUGUUGAAUGUUCAAGAACAAAAUUUCAGACUUUUUUUCACAGUUUGAUGAAGUGUAAAUGUAAGGUUUGCAUUUACUUACUUCCCCAAACAUUUGAAUCUAAAUUACAGCUAUAAAAAUGGUAUUUUCCAACUCUUGCUGUCAAUAUAUGGCUGCUCUAUUCAUAAAAGACCGGCCUUAGCAAGUGCUGAGUGAACAUGAGGCUGUUUUAUUCCCUGACUGCACUCUCACUUUGGCCUGUGCUCUCUCUGUCAUCAUGAGCUCUCAUUUUAUGUCUAUUGUUUUAUUCCUGUCUGCCUGUACUCACCUGAAAUCUGCUCCCACAUCUGUUCAGUCUCAGUCCUCCACCCUCCCAUCAUUCCUCCUGCCAUGUUCACUAAUCUUUACAGUGUGAUUCAAAAAAUGUGUGACCUGGUGUGUAAUAUGUGUGAUGGUUUUGGAGCUGGUAUAAACAGACAAGCCCUGUUUAUGAUCCAGCUUAAAGCGCGGGAAUUCUUCAUGUCAAACACAUGUCAGAAAUGUUGAACUUAUGUUUAAGUUUGUGAAUGCAAACUCUGACGUUUUUUGCUAUAAGCCAGCUUGACUGAGUUUGUGUCUGAUUGUGAUGAGAUGAAAGAAGAGGUAGAGGAGCUCCUGUGUGUGAUGCAGACUGUCUGUGUGUGUUAGUGUAGUGUAGUUUGUGUAUUUAUUCUUCAGCAGGAUCUGCUGACAGCCAUGUGACGGCCCACAGCAGCUGGAGAGGCAGCCCAACCUUCACUGUGGCCUCCUGCAUGUCAGGGGCCUAAUGAGGGGCAUGCUGAGAUCUGCGUGUGUGUGUGUAAGUGUGUGUAAGUGUGUGCGUCUGUUUGGUUACAUACCAACAAUGAUGAUCAUGAAAGCACAGAGUAAUGCUGAUGAUCUUGCUGCAGUGAGUGGAAGGGAAUAAAUGUCGUGUGCUGACGUGAAAACAGAGGCAGGAUCAUGAGUGUGAAGUAGUUUCAUUAAACCCUGAAGCAGCUGACUAAACAUUAGUCUGGAUAAAUGAUGGAUGUAGCCACCAUGAUGUCACUCAGCGGUCUGUGACUGCCUUUCGAAGACACAGAAGAUCAGCAUAUUAGCAGUAGGUGUGUUGCUUUUAGCCUAAGAUUAGUGUUUUCAAAUCAGAAAGUGGAGCUGAAGAGGAGAGUGGAAUUUGAUAUCAUACAUAAACAAUGUACACCAUGACUUUAAUGAGCUAGUUUACCCACAGAGAGAUGGUAUCAGACUGAGUGAUUCAUCAGACUGAAGGGAUAUAGAAGUGCCAGUGACAUGGGUUACUUGUCUUAAUGCUGCUCCAUUAAAGCUGAACAAUAUAUUCAGAUUUUGGAGCAGCACAUGCCGACAUCCGGACAAUGCCUUUGUCAGGGAACAUCUUGUAUAUAUAAGCAAUGCAAUACCGCAGUCUUCAUGUGUUACACCAGCAUGGCUCUGUAGCCGAAGAGUCCAGGUGCUCAACAUGUCUGCCUGUAGUCCUCAUUGAAAACACUUGGUGAAACCUUUAGUUUAGGAUGGACCCUAAACUUGUAAGCAGCCAAUAUACUUUGUCAAGCGACGUGGACUUUUUACUUUUAAAACUUGAAAACUUAAUAUGAAAUUAAGUUUUAAAUGAUAUGUAAACAAUCAAAUUAUGUUUUUAUCGCUUUCCAAACUUUUUUUUUUUAAAAUUAGGGUCAUACAUGUUUAUUUCUACUACAGGAUAUAACCACUAGUGAACACUGUCUGCUGCUUUUUGGUCUUCAGUGUUCACUUCAUUUUUCAGCCCUAGAAGUUGCUGCUGCUUAUUCCCACUUAAGCAAUUAAUCAUCUGUGGCUUAAGUGAGCUACAGUGAUGCUCUGUGACUGUCCUAGUGACUCUGUGUUAGUGUGUGUGUGCUCAGAGUGUGUACAGUGUGUACUCACAAACACUAAGGGCAGUGAUGAAUGUGCUCUGCUGGCUUUUUGUGUCUGUGGGGGUCUGUGGGGAGAGGGAGGGUUCCUUUGUAAGGUCUCCAAAACAAAAAGUAUGACUUGAUUACAUAAAGUCACAGCUGUGAAGCUUCAUUUUCAAACGUUUGAGGCUAAAACAGACUUUAAUCCUCCACCCACCCACUAAGCUCUGAGGAAAUAAGAGGAAUGUAAAGACAACUUAGCAAAUGACAGAAACACAUCAGUCAUUUAGAUUUAACUGAAGCCUACAGACACAACUGCCAGUUACUUUGGCCGGGUAGCAAAAAGGUUUGUUAAAGUACAAACCAUAGCAAAAAAUAAAAGUCUCAAAGUGGAUCAUAAAGACCCCCAGACUCCACUAACUCAAGAGGGAAAUAAUUAGUGUUUAAAAAACUGUAUUAUUUGGUUUUAUCCUCCCGCUUCACUUUUCAUGGUGAUGUGCAUGAAAGGCAUGACUGAUGGUGCCGAGGUUCAGCUCUGGUGGCCGUACUGACUGCAGGGACACAACGAGCAUGAAGAGAAAACUGCAGGAAACACUAACUCAGCCUCUUUCUGGUGUGCUCACUGCGAUGGUUCAUUUCCAGCUGAUGGAAACAUUUGUUGUGUUUAAUGACUGGCACCAGCUGACAACAUAUCUUACUAACUGAUGCUUUGUAGCGAGAAGUGGGAGUUUGUAUUUUUGUGCAGUGAAAUUUGCAAUCUGGCUAGCUGUUGUUACCCUCCCUGCUGUUGUGUGGUAGGCUGUUGCAUCUGUUCAGAGUUUUUGUGUGGAAAUGGGAAUAUUUAUAGAUAUGUGAAUGUUAAAUUGAAACACUCCUUUGCUCACCCCCCUCUAGGACAAGAAGCUGAUGUGGUGCAUGUUAAAAUGAUCCUCUGUUGGAGAAGUUUCUACCAGUUUUUUCCUCUAUACUUCAUCUUCCAAGUGGUGCUAUUUGCAUGGCAACUUACAAAAAUACAAAAUGCAUUUUUGGCGACCUCUGCAUAAGGGAACCUGCUCCAGUUUAGAUUUAAAAAGCUUAAACUUAGAUGACAAAAACAAUAUUGCUUUUAUACUCUGGUAAUUAUGAACACUAUUUUGUAUGUCUGCCAAGUCUGCCCUGAUAAAUACUAGGGGUGGGAAUCAACAGUGGUCCCACGAUACGACAUUAUCAUGAUACUUUGGCCACAAUACGAUAUAAUUGCGAUAUUUAUCAUUUUACAAUACGUAUUGCGAUACAAUAUAGUGAGAUUUAUACCAUUUUUUAAAACUGUUUAGCUAAUUUAGCAUUUGUCUUUCUUUUAUGUUUGUCUUAUUUACACAGUAUAUUAUUUUCAUGUAACACAUCUUGCAAACCUCAUGUGUCAGGUCCAUCUCAUUAGCGCCCUGCUUGCAUUCCUAAUAUCUUUCCCUGGGUGCUGCUAUAUUAGUUGAACUAACUUUCCUCUGCUCUAUGAUGUCACCUCUGCCAACCUCACUGGACAAAAAGUUGAUUUUAUUUUUAUAUUAGGAUAGAUUUUACUUCAUAUUAACAAUUAAUUUGAAAAAAUCUAUACUUGGUAAAUGAGACGAUACGAUGUAUCACCAGACAAAAUAUCCUGAUACUAUGCUGUAUUGAUUUUUUCUCCCACCCCUAAUAAAUACCUCUAAAUACUACAAACUGUACCUUUAAAGUCCUCUGACUUUUCUGCAGUGCUCUCACUGAAGUCCUGUGAGAACAUUACAGUAGGCCUACUACCCCCAAAAGGCCUCUGACUGUGCAGCUGUAGUUGUAUUUAGCUGCAGAGGUAACUCCUAACCUGUCUGGGAAACCUAAAGUGGACAAUUUAAUGGUCCUUUAUAUGGUGGCCAGCAGAUGCAAUCAUGCUUCAGUGGCUCAAACAAUUUCCAAAUGUUUGCAAAUUAUCCAACCCUGAAAAUUCAAAGCCUUGUGGAAGUCUAUCAUGAAUUUAGAUUAGGCUUCAAAAAGACCUUCACAAACUGUUGUGUAUUUUUCAUGUUUGUAGUCAGCGAUGAGUGACAGACAGAGAGGCACUCUGCUCUGGCGUCUGUUUUUUUAUGGUCUGAUAAUCAGUUAAUUCACUGCCUCUUCCCACCAUAACCCCAGUCCACAAUGAGCCUUUUGCACUGAGUGCCUCAUGGCUCUGAAAUGGAAUCUACAGGGUUUUUAAUGUCUUCUCUGUUUGCAAGUCUUUGUGACUUUCCCUCCACAACAUGAUGGAUGUUGAUAUAUUAAUCUAAUCUGUAACUUUUUAUUUACAGCCCAUUUCUGAUGUGUUUGUUUUAAAUAUGUUGGAGCAGAUAGUUGGCUUGUUAUUGUUGUGUGGUUGCACUUGUUGGGCACUGUAGAUCCACCCUCUGCAGACAGAAAAUCAGGAGUGUUGGUGGAGGUGGAGCAGCUGCCACACUGAUGAACAGAAGGCCAUAUAUGGUCCAGUGUCAGCAUGCUGGUUUUAACAGUGCUGUUCUGGUCUGCAGUCCAAACAUGCCGAGGUGACCGAGAGCAUGUGCGUCAUCUCAUUCUGUCAGGCUUUUUCAGCUCUCUACCCUCAGCAUGAAACAUUCAAAACUAUAUGGUAACACACUGGAGUUUUUCAUUGUGAAGAGUCUGCAUGGACAUGUCAUAGAUGUGACAAGCUUUCAGCCCAUCCACAGACACUGAUGUAUGAUGAAGUGAUCUCUCUAUGAAGCACAAUGUCCCUUUAGCUAUAUGCAUGAGGGGAUUUUGCAUAUAUUAAUGUGGUUCCUGCAAAGAAAUAAAAAUCUUAGUGAAUUUUCAACCUACACACUGUAUGGAGCAAAGGCAUUGUCUAUUACCACACACCAGGGCUGGAAUUGAAGAGUAGUUCGGCUAUAAAAUAACCAUUGAAAACAUAAAACAUGUCAUGUAACAACUUCUUUGCUGAUUUAUGCCUUAAAGAUACAAAUAUGUGGAUAUCUUUGCAAAUGUUGGCACAAAAUGUUCUCAAUUCUUGUUCCUAGAUCAGUCAUAUUUCCAAUUUCCUGCAGCUUUAGCUUAGCCUGCAGUGAGCUGUGUGCAGAGGAGCUCAGGUUCAAGCCGAGCAAACCCAGUGACUCCUCAUUUACUCUCAGAAUAGACAAAAACAGCAGCUGUCUCCCUCAUUAUAAAAAGCAAAUGUUUGACAUUUGAUCCUGUAAAACAACAGAAGGUAAAAUCUUUCAGCAUCAACAGUGGGAGAUCAUUUUUACCUUUUUGCAUCAACAAUUUAGUGCAGAUCGAUCUGCAGUUUUUCUGAUAUCAUCAAGGAUAGUUUAAGUAAUCUGAUUCUAGUAAAGCUAAAAAAUAAGAGACUCAACUUUAGAUUUUAUCCUAAUAAAACUUUAUACUAAAGUUGUUUCUGGGCUUAGUUUCAAACAACCUCACAUUACUGUGUUUUAAAGGGAUUGAAUGGACUUCAAUAAGAAACCAGCAGCUGGUGUGUAUUAGGAGAGGGAACCAGGGCUGUUAGUUCAUGAGAUUCGUGAUAGGAACGGUUAAGACUUAAUUGAUACUGAUGCCAUUAUUUAUUGUCAUAUCAGUCCAGUCUGUUCCUGUGUUUUUAUGUGAGGAAGGAAGGCCUUGCAGGUACAUCCUCUGACUAGUUGAUUCCACUAUUUCACUAAAGUUCCUCCUGGACAGUCUCUGAAAUUAUACUGAUCUUCAGAGUGGGACUGAAAAGCCCCUCAAAGAAGCAAAAUGGCACAGGGUACAUCUUAGGAAAUCACUGGUCUCACAAAGCUAGUGGAUUUUACAUCAAGUUAGAAUAAGGUUCAAGUCUGUAUAGUGAGGACAACAUUGUAGAGUGUACUAGGGCACUACUAGGGCACAGACUGCUUCUUCUGUUCCCCAUGAUUGCUUCCUAGAUAGGACACUGAUAAGGAAAUUGAUAAGUAUUAAGGCAAAUCAUGUUGAUAUCAGUGGAACAAGUUUCCAUCUGAUCCCCAUCACUACAUAAGAGAUCAGGAGUUGGAUUCAGAAGCUUAGCAGCUGGAGUUUGGAUCAGUUCUGCUCAUAACAGAGACAGUCUGCUGAAACAAUAGAGAGGGACUUACAUCACUGAGGCUGGCCCAGACAGAGAGAUGUUUCUGCAGUUUAACAGAGUCCAGCCAUAGAUGAAACCAGCGGGUGUGUUUACGUGGACUUGAGAAUGCCGGUUAUGAACCAUGUCCUGGUUUUGAUCAUAUUUGGUGCACACACAUAGAGACUUGGUUAUUCCUAUCCCCAUAUUCAUGACAAAAAAAUUUUAAUAUCCUGGUUUCAGAUAACUGCACCUUAUUUGUGCAGACGCCUGUGAUGAUUAUCUUUCAUAACACAAACCACAGCAAUUUUGAAGCUGAGAAAAUGAGACCACUGUGGUUCAAUGUGACCAACAUGGGAUUGCAUAUUCGGCUUGUUCACCUUAUUUCCAGGUACAACAGAAGAAAGAGACAGAAAAUAUUUAACAUGGGAUUGACUGGUGUAAGUUUGUUACUGCCACCAUACAGGACAAAAGAGCAAUGGGUAAAGAUUUGCAGCUCUGACUGGAAGGACGCAGUAAUGAUGGAGUUCACUGAUUCUGAGUGGGCCAAUCAUUGUUUGGCCAAGUGCAAGUGUAGCUGCUCCAGUCAACAAAAUGUAGUUUCUUCUUCUUUUACUUCGAGUGCAAGAUUGUCACUGCCAUGUUUGUUUUGCACAGGUAGUCAGCAGCUGAAAUCAGGGGUAGAGAGUUCUCCAGGUAGCAAAAUCUAUUUUUUCCUGGACUGGGAUAAAGGCGAAACGUGCUCUCUAAAAUCAGGGUAUAAUGUUGAGAAAUAGGGUACUACAAGAACACAAUCAAACCGUCAGAUUGAGCAGAGACUGAGCGCUCUUACCAGGGCUGCAGUGGACGCCUGCUCUUUUUUCCCCCUCUGUGUCUGUUUGUUUUUACUCUUUUGAAACAUUCCCACCAUUAAUCCAUGUUUCCUGUCCCUCUGCCCUCAUAGCUUUCCCUUAUUCUCCUCUCAUUGCAGGGUGGCCAAGUCUUAUUCCUUCCUCAUUUCUUUUUUUUCUAUCUUUGUUCCCAUGGUGACAGUGGAUGCUCUCAGAAAAGUUCAACAUGUUAAAUAGUUUUAGUUUUGUAGUUUUUGUUGAAGGCAGCUGCUUGUACAUAAACACACGUAGCAUAAGUCCACGCAGCAGACAGCAGUCCUCCCCCACAUCCAGCCCCUCACUAGCACACCGACACCCCCACAUACACUUACAUAGUUUAUCUUUGCUAAUCUUUCAAAUGGCUACGUGUCUAUUUAGUCUUUAAAUCUGAGUCAAACAGGAGGACUUUUCUUCUUUUUCAACAAGGCUUUGUAUGUAGCUCCUUAUAGGAGGAUGUCUUUCUUCUUAGUUUAAAAAGAAAAUCUGUUGAUAUCGGGAAAACUAUGUCUGUGUGAUCCUGUAUCUGCAAAAUGAACAAAAAGGUUGAAGUUUGAGUGCCGGGCCAAUAACUGGCUUUAUGACUUUGUAAUAAAACACUACGAAAGAGCAACACAAGGAAGUAAAAAACAAAAAAAAACUAAGGGAGAAAAUCUAAAACUUUGUCUGAAAAGAGGAGAAGUUGUGGACUUGGAGCCAUACCAGUCCAAAUAUCUGAUUCUGUGACGUCAGCUUUUUUUUACAAGGUAUGUGUAUUGCCAAAAAAGGGACAGUGAGGGUGGAGUUUUAAGUUAUUCACCCUGGAAGUUUAAAAGAUUUCCAUUGCCAAAAAAGUUGUUUCAGUGUAAAGGAAUGGACCAAAUGCAACAAGAUUUAAACGUUAACUGUUAAAAUUACAAUGAGGAUUUUUUGACGUUCCUGAAAUCGACUGAAAAUUGUGUCAAUGCAUUUUAUGAUAUUCAAAAGCAACCAUCAGUGACAAGAUUGACUCUAUUUCUGCUGGAGUUUUUAAUGCCUAAAAUUUGUUCAAGGGGGUUGGUGUCCAUGGGGCAACUGAAGAUCAGUCCUGUUCUUACAUAUUUAUCGUCAAUUAUUCACAAUAAAUGAUUCAUUUGAUCGUCCAAAGCACUACCUGCUCAUGUAGAGGGUAAGACAUGUUCAGAAGUGCAGUGCAUGUGUGGAUAUGGCUGAGGUCUCCAUUCACAUUGAGAAUCUGAGUCUGUCUGUUCGCCACUUUCUUCUGCAUGUUAACAGAAACAUACAUGCCUAAUACGUGUCAGCCUGUCUCAGUUUCAUUCUGAAAUGCCUGGUUGCUGAACAGAUGUGCUAAACAGAGAGAUCCUGUGUUUCUGGAGUGCACAUUUGGUUCAUUCUUCCCCUCUGCAGUUUUGAAUUCAUGUGUUAGUGUUAUUCAUUUCAGGCGCUGCUGCAUAUUUCUGCAGGACCAUCAAGCCAGAGUGAAUAUUAUUCUUGUCAACUCAUCAGACUUACCAGCAGAGCAUUUCUGUGAGGGGAGAAAACAGGACAAAAUCAGAGGAGAAAGUAUCCCAAACUGAGCACACUGAUCAGCUCCUGAGUUUGACUCUGUUAAAGUGAGCCGAGUGUUUAUGAUGUGAGACUCUCAGGAGUUUAUAACCACGGAGAGUCCGACUGUCGGCUUCACAGCUCACAGCUUCCAUUGAAUUAAAGGUGUGUGCAAAUGUGCGUGCACGGGGGUGUGUAUUUUAUAUGGAUGUAUGUCUGUGUAUGUAGCAAUCAGCAUAUAUAUGUGUGUGUGUGUGCACUCACAUGAGGAAAACAAGCAGCUAUUCAGUCAGUGUGGUCUCACAUAAGUAGCUGCUUAAACCCACACACAGACCCCUUUAUACAGUGCAUGCUUGACACACACACAGACACACACACACACACACACACACACAUUCACCCAGGCCUGCAUGUGUGUGAAGUCUUGUGACGCACAAAGAUGGGUCUGAAUCUUACAGGAGAAUGUGUGUUACAUGCGUUUGAUUUCACACUUUUAAAUCUAGUGAUGACAGGUGGUUGAAGUUGUUCUCAUGCUGGAGAUUCUGAUUUGAUUUCGGAGGAAUCUCGAUCAGGAGUUUGUGCGGUCAGUGAAAGUUCAUGCUCCAAGAGACUCGGUGGUGGGGGUGGGAGGUGCGGGGGGGUUCACUGCUGCAGUUUGAGGACAGGAAAUCACCCUGACGGUCCUGAAUAGAUAAGCCUCUACUGCACAGUUUAAGGACGGGGCUGUUCUGUCUCUGUUACACCUCACUGUCUGUGUUAAAGGCUCAAAGGUGGAGUGGGUGGAGUCAAGUUGUUCCUCCAAUAGUACCAAGCAUUGUUCUGUCGAGUCAUUCUACCCAUGCUUGACUAAGCAUGUGUUUUAUGUUAGAAUAAUAAUGACAUUAAUGAUCGAUUCUUAAAUGUUAAUGGCUAACACAUACACUAGUUCCACCAUUACUUCUACCAUUCAGGAUAAUAUUGAAUAAUGCUAUAGUGCUAUAGCUUUAUAAUGCUAUACUGUUAUUGCAAUGAACGAAGAACCGUCCUAAACACUGACUUUUCAGUUUUUUUGUGCUUUUUCAAAUGGUCAUCUGAUAAGCUCCUACUUCCCUUGGUUACCUUGGUGAUUAGUUCUGCUGCAUCUAGCCUAUGUUUGGUUGGCUGGUGGAGCAACACUGGCACUUUGUUGAACCAUACUGCUAGUGGCCAGAGUGGCUAAUGAAACGCUAAAUAAACACUCCAAGUUGCAGUGGUGUCUCUCUGUGUACUCAGACGCUUCUUACUAAGCUAUCUGCUCACUGGACACAGCUCUACGGAAAGCAAACAGACUGACGUAGCGUGCUAGCUAACCACAGCUAGCAGGCUAACAUGUUACCUCUUACUGUGGAAACUGUGAGAUUCGAAUGUUAGUAGUUCUGAAACCAUGACUUUGUCAAAUGAUACCCUAAAACCUCAGACUAGCCCAUAAAGACCUUUCAUUCUUGCUGCCCCACUAAAAAGCACUAUUUUAUGGGUUUCCAUUUCCAGCUCACAGAAAGGUGAAAUAAUGUCUGUUUAUUUUUAUAAGCUGAAAAAGGGAGACACUUCAGCCUAAGUUGAAGUUUACUUUUGAGAGUCUAAAGACAGGCCUACUGGUGGUGAAUUUGCAGUUUGACCCCGGACUCCACUUUCUCCUAUGUGAUCCCAAAUUCUAUCCCUGUUAUACAGUUGAAAUGAUUAGAUGUAUUACAAAUGUUUAGUGUUUGAAAUAUCCAGUGUAUUAUUAGUGUGUGCGUGUGUGUUUAGUCAUCUGACCCCUCGUUGUACUUAAAAUGCAGUCCACUCACCGUAAAGAUGCCAUGAAACAGAGGGGGGCACUCGUAAAAUAAAACACUGUUGCCUGUAUUGCUGCAUCUUUGUGUUUUUAAGAAAUGUUCCCAUUGAAGCUUUCUGUGUUGACACUGUCCUUUUUCUGUCUCUGUGUGUUUCAGAGCGGUCUCCAGUGUACACCUUGGGGCAUAAAGGCGUCUUUAGAGCAGCAAGUAGCAGAGCUAAAUGUCAACACUGAGGUCAAACCAUCAGAUCCCCCUGCUGAUCUGGAGGACACCCCCCUCAGUCCAGGUGAAAUUAUAUAUGCUCAUGUUCUCAAACAGACUUCUUGGACCCAUGCAAGCUUAUUUUUCCAUCAUGAAAACCUGUAGUUUCAGUUUUUUUGGUACAGAUUGAUGUCACUUUUGCAGCUUUGUUUGUUUUGUUUGUGCUAACACUGAACAAAUCUCUCCUGAACCACAGAGUGAAUCACCAGAUAUUGUUCCUGAGUAUCACUUUGACUUUUUUUUUCAGAGGAUGAGUUAUCUCUGUGCUGACUCACAGUGAUAAUCAGGAGCAGUCUCUCUGCCUGCUGCAGACACUGAGGUCAUUAAGGAUGCCUUUGGGUGUCUGGCAAACAAACAUUAGAGAACAUCAUUUGAGAUGGAAAGAAAAACUGUUUUACCAUGGCAGCAGUGAUCUCAUGGUGAUGGUAAUUUAUCAACAUAAUUAUACUACAUUUGUGUGAGUGGUAAGACCACACAAGGCUUCAUGUUUGUCUUAGGGUUUACUGAUAAUGACUUGUUUAUCUGAGGAAGUAAUGUGUGACGCAGCUUAAAUGUGUACAACUAAACUCUAAUUCAGGGUCUGAUUCACGAAGUGAUUAUGCAGCUUUGUGCCAGAUAAACUAGUACUAACAGGAAGAGAUAUGGUCUAAUUCACAGAGCAUAUGGAAAGGGUUAAAUGCACCACAAGCUGUGCUGCUGAGCAAAUAGGGCCUCUGUGGGCCGAUGUUGUGAACAUCCAUUUAAAUGACUUAUUAUGGAUUUAAUUCAGAUGAUAUCAGCUCUUUUCUAUGCAAAUGAACUGAAGCCCAAAAACAUAGAACUCACAAAUGUGCUAACAACCCAAAUAGUUGAUGCACAGCAGUAAAAAAAGCAUAUACAUAUAUCAGCAGCAAUUCGGUCUCUGGGUGAUCCAGUAAUACUCUAUCCGUACAUUAUGCAUUUAAAUAUUACUGCCAUAGUAAUAAAAAUUGAUUAAAUUGGUCUGUGGCUGUCAGUUGUUCAUUUUACCUGUACCAUUACAUACAAGUGUUUUCAAUUGUUUUCUGAUCUAAAGGAGCUGUUUUUUCUAGUUCACCUUAUAAAAUUGUGUAGCACCUGUGACAUUUGGAUCACAUAAAUCGAUACUGCAAUAAAUGAAUAGUAAGAAGCAUCCUCUCUCCACUCAGCUCAUCAUAUAUGUAGAUGGAUUUCAGCACUCUCAGGAUAAGAGCUCACAGCUCUGAGCAGCAUUACAUGGAAAUCCUAACAACUCAUCUCUUCAUAGCAUGCAAAACUAGAGCAAACUGCAGAGAGCUGCAGAAGUUUAUGGUUUUUUUUUGCCUGAAUAUUGUAAGUGUGAUUUGCAUUGUGAGUUAGAGAGGUGAGAUAGACGGCAGGGGAAUUCAUGUGUAAAAAUUUCCAAUGAACUAAUCUGUGCUCUGGUUCAAAGCUGUGAUCUAUGCGGCGUAUGUUUCACUGUUACUUCUGUGAAAUGUGCCCAUCAUCUAUCAUGAGACUUAUAUGUGGACCUUUUACUGAGAGUUAGCCAAGCCAAACUUACCAGAAGUGUGUCAGUCAGUGCAGAUUUUAGAAAACUGAUUCAAUCAGAUUUAGCAAGAUACUGAGCUGACAGCAUUUUAGCGAGUCUGGCUAAGAUGUUCCUCAAAAGAGGAGAGAAAGCAGUUUAACCAUUUUCAGAGGUUUUCUCAGCUCUGAUAUAGAUAAACAAAUAAUUUUAGCAGCUAGCUGAGAUUUAUGAAGAAAACAAAGGUAAAUAUACAAAUCGUUAUAGUGAGUGUGAAAUCAAAUUCUGUUUAUAAAUUACUGUUUCAGAUCAUAAUGUAGACCCAGUCUUUGGAAAAGAAAUAAAUACAAAGACAAAAAGAGAAAAAAUUCACAGAAACUGUAACUACAGUGUUUCUAAUCACCAUGUCUUUGCUCUCUUUGUCAGGCGAGGUCCUUGUUGCCAAACACAGUAGGUCUUUUGAGUCAAUUCCCCACCCCGGACUCCCUCGCUCCCUCUCAGCCCCUGCAGGGACAGGAAAGAUGGAGGCCGGAGAUACACGGCAGGAAGACCCAAUAAAAGGCUUUCCUACUCUGGAUGCAUUAGUGGAGAUGAGGGUCGUCGACCAAAGUCAGGAAGAUUUCCAACAAACCCAGAAGGUAGAGACUUAUAUAAUUGGACUGAUCCAGCGCAGAGCCCUGCCCACACGGCCGUCAAAGCCCCGCACCAGCUUGGCUCAUGACACCCGAGCUGUUACUGUGGUGAGACAAAGUAGUUUCUGCUGCAAGGAGGAGCAACAUUCACCCAAACAGGCGUCUGUUCAAGAUCCCUCCCCUCCAUCCCAGAGUUUAGAGGAAACCGCUCCACAGCCUGGUCUUUACAUCGAUCAGGAGUGUAACCCAGGAGCAGGGUUUACUGAAAGUCCUCCACCCCCUUACCACCACCAUCACCUCCACCCAAGUGUCCAGCAUCAACCAGGGCUUUAUCACAAGCCAAGGCCAACCCCUAUGAUGAAUACCUCCUGCUCUACCAUGCUGGAUUAUCCAUCUUUUAGAGUGCUGCAAGCCCAGCCAGACUCCAGCAACAGUGAGCCUGAUUCCCCCCAACAGUACCACAGCAACCCCUCCCCUCCAGCUCCAUCCACCCCUCUCCAACCACCUUUACCUGAUGAGCAGCUGGUCAACGCUGAGUAUAUUCCAGCCCAGCCCUGCAGAGCCUCCACCAGAGCUUAUGCUCAUCACCACUCCAACCCCAACAAGGGAUCAGUGCUGCACAAACCCAACCGAAGCACUUACUCUCCGGAGAGAGGCCACCAUCAUCAUCAUCAUCAUCACCACCACCAAGAACAGCCACCGGCAGCAUCUCAGAUCCAACCCUCCAGAUCCAGGGGAGGCCCGAAGAAGUGUCGCUCCAAUGAAGACAAAAGUGGUGCCAGUAGGAAGCCGGGGAAGAAGGCCUGUAGGUCUCAGUCUGAGAACAGUCUGCAAAGAAAUCAAGAGCGGAAGUACAACACAGUCGAGAGGGACGGAGGAGGGAGUGGAAGUGGUGGAAGAGGAAGCCGCGGUAGCCAAUCAAAGAGCAAGAAACAACAACAGCACGGAGGGGGGAACUACCGCCGCUGGCAGUCCACUCAGGAGCUGAGUCAGGAUGAGGCUGACCAGACACCUGUGCAGGCUCCUGUGCAGGUCCCCUCAGCCUCAAACCAGAGAGAGCACUGUGGGAGACGUGCACGCAAAUCUCGCCCUGCACACGCUCCAUAUGCCUACCAACACCACCACCACUCCCACCACCAUCAACACAUGGAGUACCUGUUAGAGAGGGACCCUGUGCCCCUGUGUCCCCAGCCGAGUGAGGAUUACCCUCACCAGGGUCAGGGAGAGACUGAGUCCAGCAUGAGUGAAGCUGACUCUCCAGACUCCAGCUCUCUGUCCAGUGACUCAGAUGAGAGUGGCGGUCUGGUUUGGCCUCAGCAACUACCCCCUCAACUUUCCCACCCAUCACCCGCGGCUCCAUCUGGAGCCUCUCUGCAGCCCAAGGCUUUUGUCAAGAUUAAGGCUUCCCAUGCCCUAAAAAAGAAGAUCCUACGCUUCAGAACUGGUUCUCUGAAAGUAAUGACCACUGUUUGA
Molecule: messenger RNA, 19389 nt
Organism: Xyrichtys novacula (pearly razorfish)
Lineage: Eukaryota; Metazoa; Chordata; Actinopteri; Labriformes; Labridae
Source: the annotation of a GenBank genome assembly